UGAAACAAUGUAAUCAAUUAGCACUGUUUAUUCAGGCCCUGUCACCUCGCCGUGGUUUGGUCCACUCGGUCACUGACAUCAAACUGCCGCACGCACGCAGAGUGGAGCGCGUGCCAAGUUUAUAUGGAGGCGACAGUCGAGUCUGUACCAUUGCACGUUAGCCCAGUGGACAGCAAAGAUGGCUGAGUGGAAGAUGUCACGCCAUGCCACGGUGACAGUCUGCAUUGCCUUGGCUUUGCUCACAGAGCCUGUACUGCUCUUCAGAGUCCCGACCGGGCCACCCGACCCGGAGACCGAACCAAAGGAGGUCGUUUCCAAAGCCAUCCAAGCACUGCAUGAAAUAUUUGACUUUGAUGACGUGCCUCAAAAAACUGUGUCUCACAAGAAGGCCCCGCAGUUCAUGGUGGACCUGUUCAACACGGUGGCCGAUUCGGGCGGAAUAACAAGAUAUCCGAACAUUCUGGAAGGCAACAUUGUCCGAAGUUUUGAAGAUAAAGUUCCUUCAGGUCGAUCUUUAUACUACUUCAACUUAUCAUCAGUCCAUCAGAAUGAAAAACUCAUCAAAGCUGAGUUACGGAUAUUCAGAAAGAAGCAAAGCACCAUGCCUGGGAAAUCAUUUGUCCAUCAUUUUGGCAAAAUUGAUAUUUACGAGUUGAUGGAAAGCGGAAUUAAGCCGUGGAGAGGCAACCUGAUUAGUUCAAGACUGCUACCCCUUCACACACAGGGCUGGGAAGUGUUCAAUGUCACCCUGACGGUGUCUAAAUGGCUUCUCGACAGCAAUUCAAAUCACGGCUUACUUCUUGUUUUCACUCUCCCUACCGGGAAUUUUUGGGAAGCCUCGGUUGGCAGAUUUACAAAACAAGUGCGGCAUCCCGAGGAAGCCCGAGGGUUUCUUGUGCUUUUCUCUGUGGAUGGCAGAAAAGGGGAAUCCACUGGCAACAUGCCGCUACCAGCUGACAAAACAUCCCCUAGUGAUGGAUCUUCAGUUAUGCCUUUCCAAAGUCACAAUGCUGUCCACUCAGAUGUGCAAGGGAAUAAACACAGGACAGCACGUGCAGCUCCAGGGAACCCUGAAACACCAGUCACGUCUUGUCAGCGGUUACCACUGUAUGUUGACUUUGAAGAGAUCGGCUGGUCAGGAUGGAUCAUUUCACCCAAAGGAUACAACGCCUAUCAGUGCAAGGGAGCGUGCCCAUUCCCACUCGGAGAAGGCUUAAGAGCGACAAAUCAUGCAACUGUCCUAUCCAUUGUCAAUGCGCUGAAACUGACAAGAGAGGUGCACACUCCAUGCUGUGUACCAGAAAAACUGUACUCAAUCAAUCUUUUAUAUUUUGAUGAUGAAGAGAAUGUCGUUCUGAAACAAUAUGAUGAUAUGGUGGCCGCAAGCUGUGGCUGUCAUUAAGUGGAUUCGGUUUAUUAAUACGCACUGUUGGAGCCAUUUGGUUGUUUCUUUUGACAUACUUGAAUAUUAUUGUGCUGUUUCUUACACUGCUUUCCUUUCUAUUUAAUGUUAUCUUCAUGUUAUUUAUUUUUUUAAUGUUUUAGUUCCUGAAGCAA
Erpetoichthys calabaricus (reedfish) is the source of this 1557-nucleotide messenger RNA. RefSeq names its product bone morphogenetic protein 2-like. Bases 179 to 1402 code for a protein of 407 amino acids. Gene Ontology annotation, cellular component: extracellular region. The record is from RefSeq and is a predicted model, not a curated record. Lineage: Eukaryota; Metazoa; Chordata; Cladistia; Polypteriformes; Polypteridae. Gene Ontology annotation, biological process: SMAD protein signal transduction. Gene Ontology annotation, molecular function: cytokine activity; growth factor activity. The transcript is spliced from 5 exons.